Messenger RNA from Strongyloides ratti, 1581 nucleotides. Its product is annotated as Zinc finger, C2H2 domain and Zinc finger, C2H2-like domain-containing protein. The record is from RefSeq and is a predicted model, not a curated record. Lineage: Eukaryota; Metazoa; Nematoda; Chromadorea; Rhabditida; Strongyloididae. The transcript is spliced from 5 exons. The coding region runs from base 1 to 1581 and encodes 526 amino acids.
AUGGCAGAAUCAAGUAUUUCAAAGAAUGAUAAAUUAAAAAAUCUUCAAAGCUAUAACUUUAAUGAAAAUAGCUCAGAAAAUGUGAAAAACGUUUCUUUGCAAAAUACUGAAUCAGUAAAAAAACCAUUGGAAGAAGUAAUAAAUAUUGUUAAUAAUACUUCUUUAAAGCGACGUCUACAUUAUGAUUCAUGUGUUGAUACUGAAAUGUUACCAAAAAAUGGUAAUAAAAAUCAUUUAAAUGAAGUAUUAAUCGAAUCUGAUUCAAUAUCAAAUAUUGAUGAUGAUUUUUUUAAGAAAACAAUAUUUAAAAUAAAGCAAUUAAGUUGCAAUUCAGAUGGUACACCUAUUGUUAUUCAAUGUAAUGAGUCAAUUAAUGCUAUGAUUAAUGGUAAAAAUUCAGUAGUUAAAAUAGCUACAAAUAUUAAGAAUAAAGUUUUAACAUGUUUAAAAUGUAAAAAAAUGGUGAAUGAUCAUUAUUUAUGUAGAAGAAAUCAUGUUUUUGAGGAUCAUUUAAAUGAAAUAAAAACUGUAAUAAAAGAAAAAAUGAACGUUAAAAAGUCUGAUAUUUUGUUUGCUGGUUUUCAAUUAAUUCGUUCAUAUUUUCCAGAGGAAAUGAUACAUAACGAUUUCCAAUGUCAAUAUUGUGGUUCAUUUUUUAUGUCUUUAUCAAGAGCUUUUAAUCAUAUUGGAUCAACACAUCAAUUUAUUUAUGAAGUACAUUGUCCUUUCCCUAAAUGUAAUUAUAAAUCAGGAGGAUUUAGUAGUUUAAAAGGACAUGUUAAAAGUCAUUUGACAAACUUUAUUCCAUGUGAUACAAGUGAAUCAUUAAAGAGUUUAAGAUACCAUCUCUCGGAAGAUACCUAUAGAAAAUUUAUUACAGAUUGUAAUAUUGUAAGAGAUUUAACAGCUAAAUUGUUAAAAUACUGUUUUCCAAUUAACAUGGGUGUUUAUAAUAAUUUUGAAAAAGAAUUUAAAAAAGCUCUUGGUGAAUUUAAAAGACAUUCAUGUUCAACAUGUGAAUUAGAUAGCAUAAGUUUUUAUAAUGAUAAUGAAAUACAAGACUUAAAUAAAGCUUCUAAUAUUGAGCCAAGAAAAGACAAUGAUAAAUCUAUGAUACCACAAAUGAAUCUUUUAACAAGAAACAAAACUUCAGAUAAUAUGAAUAAAAAAAUUACUUCUGAUAAAAAAGUUACUUUUGAAUUAGAGAAACCUGUUUCAGUUAGUAAAUAUGAUAAUAAAGUUGAAGAAAAAAAGCUAACUGAAGACAGUUCAUCAAAGGUUUUAUCUAAACCUAUUCCAAGACAUUAUCCUAAAAAAUCUAUUAAACGACCACAACACAACUAUAAUUCUUUUCAUAGAAGAAUGACUAGAGAAAGAUUUGAAAACUGUAAUUGUAACUGUAGUUACAUAAUGAAUGGUCAUGAUAACUAUAGAUGUUUUGACUAUGGAAAUGGAGAUUUUAUCAAAUACAUACUAAUAAAUUAUACCUCUUUGGUGGAUUCAGUUCCUCACCAGAAAAUUCAUAGUAAGAAUACACUAAAAUUAAUUAGUUAUUUUUUUGACGAAAAAUUUUCUGUAUAA